AGGGCUGCCGGAGCGACUGAACAGUUUUUAUUUUGAUUUUUGUUACAUUUGCGAGCCUUAAUUUUUGUUAUUUUAUUUUUAAAAUUUCAUCAGGAGCGGACACGUGACGCCGCCGUUCGUCGGCGCGGAGUUAAUUCGACUUCCUCUGGAUUAGUCAGCUGCUGCCACCUAAAGGACAUCACAGUUUUAUUUAUUUAUUUAUUUUUUAACUCAUGGAAGACAAACGCAAGAAGCGGAGCCCGAAGGUUUCUCUUCCCCAACCUCCUCCUCCGCCCGUCAACCCGCGUAAGCUUGCCAUCCUUCCUGCCAGCAAAAGCGCCACCUUCUCUCUGGGUCUGCCUCAGCCGCCGUCCCCCAAGAGCCGGGGGAAGUACAAGAGGUCCGUCGGAGCUGUGGGACAGCCCAAAGAGGUGCUGGCAGCAGUAGUAGCACCGCCAAAGACCACCAGGUCCAAUAAGGAGAAGCCGAGGGCUCCCCAGCCUGCAGGACCCAGUAAGGUGGUCCAGUCCUCGCCCCUGCAGCACUCCUUCCUCACAGACGUGUCGGAUGUCAGAGAGAUGGAGGAUGGUCUCCUCAACCUCCUCAACGACUUCCACUCAGGCAAACUUCAGGCUUUCGGUAAAGUUUGCUCCUUUGAGCAGCUGGAACAUGUGCGUGAGAUGCAGGAGAAGUUGGCGAAGCUUCACUUCAGUCUGGACAGUCACGUGGAGGAACUGUCGGAGGACCAGAAGAAGGGCGCCUCAGACCACAACCUGGAACACUUACUGUGCAAUCUGGAGGAGCUCAGCACCUCCAUACAAAAGCUCCACUUGGCCGAAAACCAGGACCUGAGCAGGACUUCAGGUCUCUGAUGAGCGCCCGUGACCCACAGCAUCCACAGUCGUCAUGAUGAUGCAGCUGCUUUAGUAACAGGAGAGACACGCCCACAGGAGGAGGAGCUUCUUUCUCCAUUUUGUUACAGAUGUGAAGCAUCAGGCAGAACUCAUGAUAGCACACAGCAACUUAAUCUCAUAACUCCGCCCACUUAUCUGGAACGGCCCCAAAUUUAGUCAGUUUAACCCCUUCUAAGCCUGUAUGUCACAUCGAUGGGAAAUUUCACUUUUUAAGUUUUUGUGAGAUACUAAUAAGCCAAAAUGAGGCGGGUGGUCGGGGGUUAAAGUUCAUCGAUAUAAACGCAUGACACAACAACAGAGAAGUAAGAUGGCACCAAUUCAAACAAAUAUCUCUCGAAAACAAAACGACCAUAAAAGAAAAGAUUGUAAAACUGACGUUCUGCCGAUCAGGUCCCGAUGACUCAUUUGAUCCGGAUCAAACCUGGUGAGUGGAUCCUCUUUCUGAUUAAAUUUUAGUUUAAGCAUAUCGCUGGAGAUUUAAACCAAACCAUCUGAAAGGGAUCCACCUCUCAAAGAAUGUUUCAAGAAAUAAAAUAAUAAUGUUGAAAGGAUCCAGAGUCCGUGUGGAUGAAGGUCAACCUCUGGAAGUGAAACCUGAUCUCAAAGCACAUAUCUCAGAACAGCAAACGCCGAUGAAUGUUGUGAAUUUUUUAGGGUUGCAAAGAUGUUUUGAGCAAGUUCAGAAUAAAUUUUUCCGCAAACAGUUGUAACACAUGUUGCUAAAGUUCUUUUUGGUUCAGUGUGGAAGGUUCCCAGUUCAAAUCCCACCCCUGACACAUGUCUCCAUGUCAUGUGGAGUUGCAUUAGGAAGGGCAUCCGGUGUAAAACUUGUGCCAAAUCAACAUGCAGAUCCACCUCCGAUUUGCUGCAGCGACUCAGAGUGAAAAUAAGGGAGCAGCUUAAGGAACCCACUUUAGGGUGGUUCAAUUCCCAGAUUCACCAGGGGCCUCGUGUACUCAGACUUGCAUAGUUUCCUUCUGAAACAUGAUGUACACCAAAACCCAGAAAUUGUCAUAAGCACAAAAAUAUCCAGAUGUAUCAGUGUGCAUACAUAUGGAUCCAAGCACGUUCAUUUGUACAUCCCACUGAACAUGGAAUUGAACACACCCACCAAGCCCUUACUUUCCACGCCUCUAUUUAAAUAUGCAAAUAUGUUUAAAUAGUUUGGUUGUUAUUUGCUGGUACCAUAAGUGUGGCGUGUUGUGUGUUUGAUGACAACUGCCGUUGUCUUUGUGUUGUGUAAAAAUUGGCCAGGUCCUGCUGGAAUUCCCGUUUCCAGGAAGCCCAGUGUGGUCAGCAGCUGUGUGGACACAGACAACCUCCUGGCUCCUCACCGUAUUGCGCUCUGGGACGGCCGCAGUUCUGCUCGCAGCUCCAGUAACAGUGGCCUUGAUAAUCAAAAUCAGUUUGAGCCAGUUAUCGUCAUUUGCAAUUAAAUCCUCGUGUUCCCUGAAUACUUGCCCACCUCGGAUUGCACCAUUUGUAAGGUCCUCUAACAACAGUAACACAGCCACUGUUAGCGCCAUUUUAUGCAUUACUUGGCGCGUUUUCAUAUCCACCCAUAUAACUGCAAACACGUGGGUGUGUUAAAUGUUCAGUGUGUCUGAUGUUCCUCAUCACUCUGACUUCAUGUUUUCCACUAUUAACGGUUCCCAGCAUCACCUCUACGUGUCUGCAGAGGAACAACAGCUGUAGAAACAUGCGUACACCAGCCUGGAUUUUUGUGUGACGCACCGCACAUUUCCAUGCUCAUUUCACUUUUGAUACACCUGAACGUUGGUGUGGAGAUGGACGGAUGGACGUCAUGUGUUUGUGCGUAAGCAGCCUUUGUACAUGAGGCUCCUGGUGUUUUAACAGGCAAACGGUCCCAAACGUUCCCAAACAAUCAAUAGUUGCUAACUGUCACUAAUGAUGGAUUUUCACCAACAUUUGUCAGAAUCCAGAAAUCAUAACAGUCAUUAGCAUUUUCAGCUCUGUGAGCUCCAAGCUGGAGUAAAAAUUUAAAAGCACAUAAAAGAAAAUCACCGGAGAAACAAAACACCAAAAUAAACCUUGACGGUAAAUAAUUAUGAUAAAGAUGUCUGGAACCUGAACCUACAAGAACGGCCGAUAAACUGAAUAAACAUGACUAAAUCUAAAUUAGUGGUCUGGAUCCAGAUCAGAUUCUGACCUUGUGUUAAACAUUAAGAGGAAAUUUGUACCUAGAAACUGAAUCCAGGUCAGCUUCACUUCUGUAUUUUUUCCAGGAUUUUGAAGAAAAGCACAUUUGUUUGUAUGAUUUAACAGAUAUGUUUGUAAACUAUGAACAAAAACAUCUGGACCUUGUUGACGAGGAACUCAGAACUUUUAAAGAAUUUUUUUUUCACUUUUGCUCUUUUUUAGUGAAGUUUAAUCUUGAAGGAAAAAUUUUAAAAAUGAUUGAGGACACCUAGUGUCCAAAAUUCAAACUGCUUGUAAGCGUCUGUAUUUUUAUUUGUUGACUUGAGAUUGCAUCCAUGCUUUAUUUUUGUUAGUAAACCACAUUCGAGCGAACGCUAACCCGCCUGUUCUGUAACUAGAAAAACAAAACCUCAUGUCAAACGUUGUUUAAUAGUUUCAAAAUGGCAGCUACUUUUAGAAAUGCAACAGAAGGAGGGAUAGUUUAUAUAAUUACAAACCAGUUGCAGAUGUCUGUUGUUUCAUUGCUUCAUUUAAAACAUGGAAGUAUGUUUUCUGUGAUUUAAAAUGUCAGACUUUAACUUUUGUCACAUUUUUAUUAAUUAUUGUAUUUGUGCAUUCUGUUAGUCAUCAGAACAUACACAUUGGAAAAAAGAAAAACUUGAUCCUUAUUAAUAUGCAAAUAUAUGCACCAGAUAAUCCUAAAACCUGAGGUACCAAUGGUGUAAGUGUCAAGUGUCUGUCAUAUAUUAUGUUUCAAGGACGUAAAAAGACAUCUCUAAUCAUGAGUGGACAUUUUAGAAACAAACACUAACUUACAUGAAGGUGAGAGCAGCUUGUACAGAAAUAAAAUAAUUUGUAUACCAGUGUGUCUUUGCA
Messenger RNA from Thalassophryne amazonica, 3929 nucleotides. It is a transcript of the gene ccdc28b, whose product is annotated as coiled-coil domain containing 28B. The record is from RefSeq and is a predicted model, not a curated record. The coding region runs from base 213 to 851 and encodes 212 amino acids. Lineage: Eukaryota; Metazoa; Chordata; Actinopteri; Batrachoidiformes; Batrachoididae. The transcript has 6 exons.